AUGACACAUGGAUUCCUGCCGAAGAAGACGUCGCCUACCCCGCCUAUCCCACUGAUCGCCGAGUCAAAGUGCACGUCACUCAAACUGUUUGCACAGAUUAUUGGUCGCCGAGCAUGGAUGAGCUCGUGGAGGUGUCUGAUCCUGCUGCCGAAGAAGCCCGCCGACGACGACGUAGGUUUUUGA
Trametes versicolor FP-101664 SS1 is the source of this 183-nucleotide messenger RNA. RefSeq lists its product as uncharacterized. The transcript has a single exon. The record is from RefSeq and is a predicted model, not a curated record. Bases 1 to 183 code for a protein of 60 amino acids. NCBI's taxonomy places the organism in Eukaryota, Fungi, Basidiomycota, Agaricomycetes, Polyporales, Polyporaceae.